AUGCUUAGCCAUAUACCUGUGUUUUUGGGGAUUUUUCUUAUCUUGGGGCAUGCAUCCCUUGCUGAUGUCUUACCACCAGUCGGAAAAAAAGAGACUGACUUCAAAGAGGACUUUGAAAUCAUCACCCAGACAAAUUUUGAACAGUUGCGGACAGUGAGUGACAGAUUCAAAUUCGUUGGCCGGAGCUGUAAAGAAAUCCUGGAUAAAUAUGGUGAAAGAGAAGAUGGGAUAUACUACCUGACCACUAAUAAUGGGAUGAAGUAUCAGACUUUCUGUGACAUGAACACUGCUGGAGGUGGCUGGACUCUGGUGGCCAGUGUUCAUGAAAACAGCAUUUUUGGAAGAUGUAGUGUGGGGGAUCGAUGGUCGAGUCAGCAGGGAAACAAUCCAAACCUGCCAGAUGGUGAUGGAAACUGGUCCAACAGAAACACCUUUGGUCUAGUAGAGAGCGCCACGUCUGAUGAUUACAAGAAUCCAGGAUAUUAUGACAUUGUUGCACAAGACAUGUCUGUGUGGCACGUUCCCAACAACUCCCCAAUGGAGCACUGGAACCUGGCAGCCAUUCUCCGCUACCACACCGAAAGCAACUUCCUAAGUCUUUAUGGGGGAAAUCUCUUUAACUUGUUCAAGCACUUUCCAGUAAGGUACAACAUUGGCUCCUGCUCCGAUAGAGGACCAGCAGUUCCCAUUGUGUAUGACCAUGGAGACAGGGAGUCCACUAGAUCUUUAUAUGGACCAGGUGUUAGAAAUCAUUUUGAUCCAGGCUUCAUCACUUUUAGAGCCAUAAACUAUGAAAGAGCAGCCAUGGCGAUCUGCUCUGGGGUCAAACCCAUUGUGUGCCACUGUGAACAUUAUUGCAUAGGAGGAGGAGGGUAUUUCCCUGAAUCCCUCAGACAGUGUGGAGAUUUUACAGGAUUUGACUGGAGUGGAGUUGGAACACAUCAAGGCAACAGCGCCUCUAAGGAAAUGACUGAGUCUGCUGUCCUGCUGUUCUACCGCUAA
This is a messenger RNA of Cyprinodon variegatus (sheepshead minnow), 1002 nucleotides long. Its product is annotated as intelectin-like. The transcript is spliced from 7 exons. The record is from RefSeq and is a predicted model, not a curated record. Bases 1 to 1002 code for a protein of 333 amino acids. Gene Ontology annotation, molecular function: oligosaccharide binding. Lineage: Eukaryota; Metazoa; Chordata; Actinopteri; Cyprinodontiformes; Cyprinodontidae.